This is a messenger RNA of Salmo salar (Atlantic salmon), 12338 nucleotides long. Lineage: Eukaryota; Metazoa; Chordata; Actinopteri; Salmoniformes; Salmonidae. The record is from RefSeq and is a predicted model, not a curated record.
CUUGUUUCUAGAGACUACUACUUGGAUCACUCUCUGAAACCGUUAAGGUGUGUUGUUCCGAAUGUUGGAGACCUUACCGGAAAUUGUACCGGAGAUGUUGGCUGGUGCGGUGCUUCUGUGUUGAAGAUUGACUAACCAUGGAUCCAGCAACUAUGGAUCCAUAUAACGCGGAUGCGGACGGGUUUUACAAGGCCGACGAUUAUGGAUAUUUCCACUGGAAUGAAAAACAUGGCCAUUGGGAGAGGUGGUCCCUAAACAACAAUGAGUACAAAUAUGAGUAUGCGUACAAGUAUGAGAACGGGAAGGACUGUUACAACCACCAGCAUCAACCUGGUCAAGGGGCCAACUGGGAAAUAGAGGCUGGUUCUUCUCAGAUUGUCGAUGCUCCUGCCCAUCACCCCUUCCCUACUUCCUCUGAUCUCCCUCAGCAGAUCCAACCAGAGCAGCCUGGAGUCCUCACAGCAUUCCCUGGUCCCCUGUCAAACAUUGGGACUCUUGAGGAGAUGAUUGAGGUUGCAUGGCAGAAGUGUCAGGAGUACCAAUCUAUGUUCUUCAUGUGGUACUGUGUUACCCUUUUGUGCACACAGAGUAGGGCACAGCCCAUCUCUCCACCAGCGAAGCCCAUCGUGGUCGAGCUUCCCAUCUCUCCACCAGCGAAGCCCAUCGUGGUUGAGUCGCCGAUCCCUCCACCACUGAAGCCCGUUGUGGUUGAGCUGCCCAUCUCUCCACCAGUGAAACCUAUCGUGGUUGAGCAGCCCGUCUCUCCACCCGUGAAGCCCAUCGUGGUCGAGUUUCCCAUCUCUCCACCAGUGAAGCCCAUCGUGGUUGAGCCACCGAUCUCUCCUCCAUUGAAGCCAAUCUUGGUUGAGGAGCCCAUCUCUCGACCAGUGAAGCCCAUCGUGGUGGAGCUGUCCAACUCUCCACCAGUGAAACCCUUCGUGGUUGAGCUGCCCAUUUAUCCACCAGUGAAGCCCAUCAUGGUUGAGCUGCCCAUCUCUCCACCAGUGAAACCCAUCAUGGUUGAGCCGCCUACCUCUCCACCAGUGAAGCCUGUCGUGGUUGAACGGCCCUUCUCUCCACCAGUGGAGCCCAUCAUGGUUGAGCUGCCCAUCUCUCCACCAGUGAAGCCUGUUGUGGUUGAGCUGCCCAUCUCUCCACCAGUGAAGCCUGUUGUGGUUGAGUCGCCGAUCCCUCCACCACUGAAGCCCGUUGUGGUUGAGCUGCCCAUUUCUCCACCAGUGAAGCCCAUUGUGGUUGAGCUGCCCAUCUCUCCACCAGUGAAACCUAUCAUGGUUGAGCAGCCCGUCUCUCCACCCGUGAAGCCCAUCGUGGUCGAGCUUCCCAUCUCUCCACCAGUGAAGCCCAUCGUUGUUGAGCCAACGAUCUCUCCUCUAGUGAAGCCAAUCUUGGUUGAGGAGCCCAUCUCUCGACCAGUGAAGCCCAUCGUGGUGGAGCUGUCCAACUCUCCAGCAGUGAAACCCUUCGUGGUUGAGCUGCCCAUUUAUCCACCAUUGAAGCCCAUCAUGGUUGAGCUGCCCAUCUCUCCACCAGUGAAACCCAUCAUGGUUGAGCCGCCUACCUCUCCACCAGUGAAGCCUGUCGUGGUUGAACGGCCCUUCUCUCCACCAGUGGAGCCCAUCAUGGUUGAGCUGCCCAUCUCUCCACCAGUGAAACCCAUCAUGUUUGAGCUGCCGAUCGCUCCAGUGGAAGCUGAGUCUCUUCAGAGAUUUGAGCCACUGAAGGCUCUGACACAGCGUCAUAAAAAAAGAAAGAAAGACAUGGAAACUUCAGUUCCACAGGCAAGAACUACUCUUCCUCCUCCCUCCCUAUCGGAUUAUUCCCCACCACCUACAACUCAGAGAUGUCAAAGGGCCCAGGAUUUCUUCCCUCCACCUCCAGUGGAUUCCAUCGUGGUUGAGGAGCCCCUCUCUCGACCAGUGAAGCCCAUUGUGGUUGAGCUGCCCAUCUCUCCACCACCUAAUCCCAUUGUGGUUGAACGGCCCAUCUCUCCACCAGUGAAGCCCAUCGUGGUCGACCAUCCCAUCUCCCCACUAGUGAAGCCCAUAAUGGUUGAGCUGCCAAUCUCUCCACCAGUGAAGCUCACAGUGGUUGAGCUGCCCAUCUCUCCACCAGUGAAGCCUGUUGUGGUUGAGCUGCCCAUCUCUCCACCAGUGAAGCACGUCAUGUUUGAGCUGCCGAUCGCUCCAGUGGAAGCUGAGUCGCUUCAGAGAUUUAAGCCAAUGAAGGGUCUGACACAGCGAUAUAAAAAAAGAAAGACAGACAUGGAAACUUCAGUUCCACAGGCCAGAACUACUCUUCCUCCUCCCUCCCUAUCGGAUUAUUUCACUCCACCUACAACUCAGAGAUGUCAAAGGGCCCAGGAUUUCUUCCCUCCACCUCCAGUGGAGUCCAUCGUGGUUGAGGAGCCCAUCUCUCGACCAGUGAAGCCAAUCGUGGUGGAGCUGCCCAUCUCUCCACCAGUGGAGCCCAUUGUGGUUGAGCUGCCCAUCUCCCCACCAGUGAAGCCCAUUGUGUUUGAGCUGCCCAUCUCCCCACCACCUAAUCCCAUUGUGAUUGAACGGCCCAUCUCUCCACCAGUGGAGCCCAUUGUGGUUGAGCUGCCCAUCUCUCCACCAGUGAAACCCAUCAUGGUUGAGCUGCCCAUCUCUCCACCAGUGGAGCCCAUCGUGAUGGAGCUGCCCAAAUCUACACCAGUGAAACCCAUCAAGGUUGAUCAGCCCAUCUCUCCACCAGUGAAACCCAUCAUGGUUGAGCUGCCCUUCUCUCCACCAGUGAAACCCAUCAUGGUUGAGCUGCCCAUCUCUCCACCAGUGAAACCCAUCAUGGUUGAGCUGCCCUUCUCUCCACCAGUGAAACCCAUCAUGGUUGAGCUGCCCAUCUCUCCACCAGUGAAACCCAUCAUGGUUGAGCUGCCCUUCUCUUCACCAGUGAAGCCCAUCGUGGUUGAGCUGCCUAUCUCUCCACCAGUGGAGCCCAUCGCUGUUGAGCUGCCCAUCUCUCCACCAGUGAAGCCUGUUGUGGUUGAGCUGCCCAUCUCUCCACCAGUGAAGCCUGUUGUGGUUGUGCUGCCCAUCUCUCCACCAGUGAAACCCAUCAUGGUUGAGCUGCCCAUUUCUCCACCAGUGAAGCACGUCAUGUUUGAAUUGUCGAUUGCUCCAGUGGAAACUGAGUCGCUUCAGAGUUUUGAGGGUCUGACACAGCGACAUAAAAAAAUAAAGAAAGACGUGGAAACUUCAGUUCCACAGACCAGAACUAUUCUUCCUCCUCCCUCCCUAUCGGAUUAUUUCGCUCCACCUACAACUCAGAGAUGUCAAAGGCCCCAGGAUUUCUUCCCUCCACCUCCAGUGGAGCCCAUCGUGGUUGAGGAGCCCAUCUCUCGACCAGUGAAGCCAAUCGUGGUGGAGCUGCCCAUCUCUCCACCAGUGAAACCCAUCAUGGUUGAGCUGCCCUUCUCUCCACCAGUGAAGCCCAUCGUGGUUGAGCUGCCUAUCUCUCCACCAGUGGAGCCCAUCGCUGUUGAGCUGCCCAUCUCUCCACCAGUGAAGCCUGUUGUGGUUGAGCUGCCCAUCUCUCCACCAGUGAAACCCGUCAUGGUUGAGCUGCCCAUCUCUCCACCAGUGAAGCACGUCAUGUUUGAAUUGUCGAUUGCUCCAGUGGAAACUGAGUCGCUUCAGAGUUUUGAGCCAAUGAAGGGUCUGACACAGCGAUAUAAAAAAAGAAAGACAGACAUGGAAACUUCAGUUCCACAGGCAAGAACUACUCUUCCUCCUCCCUCCCUAUUGGAUUAUUUCGCUCCACCUACAACUCAGAGAUGUCAAAGGGCCCAGGAUUUCUUCCCUCCACCUCCAGUGGAGUCCAUCGUGGUUGAGGAGCCCAUCUCUCGACCAGUGAAGCCAAUCGUGGUGGAGCUGCCCAUCUCUCCACCAGUGGAGCCCAUUGUGGUUGAGCUGCCCAUCUCCCCACCAGUGAAGCCCAUUGUGUUUGAGCUGCCCAUCUCCCCACCACCUAAUCCCAUUGUGAUUGAACGGCCCAUCUCUCCACCAGUGGAGCCCAUUGUGGUUGAGCUGCCCAUCUCUCCACCAGUGAAACCCAUCAUGGUUGAGCUGCCCAUCUCUCCUCCAGUGAAGCCCAUCGUGAUGGAGCUGCCCAAAUCUACACCAGUGAAACCCAUCAAGGUUGAUCAGCCCAUCUCUCCACCAGUGAAACCCAUCAUGGUUGAGCUGCCCAUUUCUCCACCAGUGAAGCACGUCAUGUUUGAAUUGUCGAUUGCUCCAGUGGAAACUGAGUCGCUUCAGAGUUUUGAGCCAAUGAAGGGUCUGACACAGCGAUAUAAAAAAAGAAAGACAGACAUGGAAACUUCAGUUCCACAGGCCAGAACUACUCUUCCUCCUCCCUCCCUAUUGGAUUAUUUCGCUCCACCUACAACUCAGAGAUGUCAAAGGGCCCAGGAUUUCUUCCCUCCACCUCCAGUGGAGUCCAUCGUGGUUGAGGAGCCCAUCUCUCGACCAGUGAAGCCAAUCGUGGUGGAGCUGCCCAUCUCUCCACCAGUGGAGCCCAUUGUGGUUGAGCUGCCCAUCUCCCCACCAGUGAAGCCCAUUGUGUUUGAGCUGCCCAUCUCCCCACCACCUAAUCCCAUUGUGAUUGAACGGCCCAUCUCUCCACCAGUGGAGCCCAUUGUGGUUGAGCUGCCCAUCUCUCCACCAGUGAAACCCAUCAUGGUUGAGCUGCCCAUCUCUCCACCAGUGGAGCCCAUCGUGAUGGAGCUGCCCAAAUCUACACCAGUGAAACCCAUCAAGGUUGAUCAGCCCAUCUCUCCACCAGUGAAACCCAUCAUGGUUGAGCUGCCCUUCUCUCCACCAGUGAAACCCAUCAUGGUUGAGCUGCCCAUCUCUCCACCAGUGAAACCCAUCAUGGUUGAGCUGCCCUUCUCUCCACCAGUGAAACCAAUCAUGGUUGAGCUGGUCAUCUCUCCACCAGUGAAACCCAUCAUGGUUGAGCUGCCCUUCUCUUCACCAGUGAAGCCCAUCGUGGUUGAGCUGCCUAUCUCUCCACCAGUGGAGCCCAUCGCUGUUGAGCUGCCCAUCUCUCCACCAGUGAAGCCUGUUGUGGUUGAGCUGCCCAUCUCUCCACCAGUGAAGCCUGUUGUGGUUGAGCUGCCCAUCUCUCCACCAGUGAAACCCAUCAUGGUUGAGCUGCCCAUUUCUCCACCAGUGAAGCACGUCAUGUUUGAAUUGUCGAUUGCUCCAGUGGAAACUGAGUCGCUUCAGAGUUUUGAGGGUCUGACACAGCGACAUAAAAAAAUAAAGAAAGACGUGGAAACUUCAGUUCCACAGACCAGAACUACUCUGCCUCCUCCCUCCCUAUUGGAUUAUUUCGCUCCACCUACAACUCAGAGAUGUCAAAGGCCCCAGGAUUUCUUCCCUCCACCUCCAGUGGAGCCCAUCGUGGUUGAGGAGCCCAUCUCUCGACCAGUGAAGCCAAUCGUGGUGGAGCUGCCCAUCUCUCCACCAGUGGAGCCCAUUGUGGUUGAGCUGCCCAUCUCCCCACCACCUAAUCCCAUUGUGAUUGAACGGCCCAUCUCUCCACCAGUGGAGCCCAUUGUGGUUGAGCUGCCCAUCUCUCCACCAGUGAAACCCAUCAUGGUUGAGCUGCCCUUCUCUCCACCAGUGAAGCCCAUCGUGGUUGAGCUGCCUAUCUCUCCACCAGUGGAGCCCAUCGCUGUUGAGCUGCCCAUCUCUCCACCAGUGAAGCCUGUUGUGGUUGAGCUGCCCAUCUCUCCACCAGUGAAACCCGUCAUGGUUGAGCUGCCCAUCUCUCCACCAGUGAAGCACGUCAUGUUUGAAUUGUCGAUUGCUCCAGUGGAAACUGAGUCGCUUCAGAGUUUUGAGGGUCUGACACAGCGACAUAAAAAAAUAAAGAAAGACGUGGAAACUUCAGUUCCACAGACCAGAACUACUCUUCCUCCUCCCUCCCUAUUGGAUUAUUUCGCUCCACUUACAACUCAGAGAUGUCAAAGGGCCCAGGAUUUCUUCCCUCCACCUCCAGUGGAGCCCAUCGUGGUAGAGGAGCCCAUCUCUCCACCAGUGAAGCCCAUUGUGGUUGAGCUGCCCAUUUCUCCACCAGUGGAGCCCAUUGUGGUUGAGCUUCCCAUCUCUCCACCAGUGAAACCCAUCAUGGUUGAGCUGCCCAUCUCUCCACCAGUGAAGCACGUCAUGUUUGAGCUGCCGAUUGCUCCAGUGGAAGCUGAGUUGCUUCAGAGAUUUGAGCCAAUGAAGGGUCUGACACAGCGACAUAAAAAAAGAAAGACAGACAUGGAAACUUCAGUUCCACAGGCCAGAACUACUCUUCCUCCUCCCUCCCUUUUGGAUUAUUUCGCUCCACCUACAACUCAGAGAUGUCAAAGGGCCCAGGAUUUCUUCCAUCGACCUCCAGUGGAGCCAUUCUUGGUUGAGGGGCCCAUCUCUCGACCAGUGAAGCUAAUCGUGGUGGAGCUGCCCAACUCUCCACAAGUGAAGCCCAAUGUGGUUGAGCUGCCCAUCUCUCCACCAGUGGAGCCCAUCGUUGUUGAACUGCCCACCUCUCCACCAUUGAAACCCGUCGUGGUUGAACGGCCCAUCUCUAAACCAGUGAAACCCAUCAUGGUUGAGCUGCCCAUCUCUCCACCAGUGAAGCCCAUCGUGAUGGAGCUGCCCAACUCUACAACAGUGAAACCCAUCAAGGUUGAUCUGCCCAUCUCUCCACCAGUGAAACCCAUCAUGGUUGAGCUGCCCAUCUCUCCACCAGUGAAACCUAUCAUGGUUGAGCUGCCCUUCUCUCCACCAGUGAAGCCCAUCGUGGUUGAGCUGCCUAUCUCUCCACCAGUGGAGCCCAUCGCUGUUGAGCUGCCUAUCUCUCCACCAGUGAAGCCUGUUGUGGUUGAGCUGCCCAUCUCUCCACCAGUGAAACCCAUCAUGGUUGAGCUGCCCAUCUCUCCACCAGUGAAGCACGUCAUGUUUGAGUUGUCGAUUGCUCCAGUGGAAACUGAGUCGCUUCAGAGUUUUGAGGGUCAGACACAGCGACAUAAAAAAAGAAAGAAAGACAUGGAAACUUCAGUUCCACAGGCCAGAACUACCCUGCCUCCUCCCUCCCUAUCGGAUUAUUUCCCUCCACCUACAACUCAGAGAUGUCAAAGGGCCCAGAAUGUCUUCCCUACACCUCCAGUGGAGCCCAUCGGGGUUGAGGAGCACAUCUCUCCACCAGUUAAUAUCAUCGUGAUGGAGCUGCCCAACUCUCCACCAGUGAAGUCCAUUGUGGUUGAGCUGCCCAUCUCUCCACCAGUGAAUCCCAUUUUUGUUGAGCUGCCCAUUUCUCCACUUGUGAAGCCCAUUGUGGUUGAGCUGCCCAACUCUCCACCAGUGAAGCCCAUUGUGGUUGAGCUGCCCAUAUCUCCACCAGUGGAGCCCAUUGUGGUUGAGCUGCCCAUCUCUCCACCUGUGAAUCCCAUUUUUGUUGAGCUGCCCAUUUCUCCACCUGUGAAGCCCAUCAUGGUUGAGCUGCCCACCUCUCCACCAGUGAAACCCGUCGUGGUUGAACGGCCCAUCUCUCCACCAGUGAAGCCUAUCUUGGUCGACCAUCCCAUCUCUCCACCAGUGAACCAACAGGAUCAACCUGGUCAAGGGGCCAACUGGGAAAUAGAGGCUGGUUCUUCUCAGAUUGUCGAUGCUCCUGUCCAUCUCCUCUUCCCUGCUUCCUCUGAUCUCCCUCAGCAGAUCCCACAGGAGCAGCCUGGAGUCCUCACAGCAUUCCCUGGUCCUCUUGCAAACAUUGGGACUCUUGAGGAGAUGAUUGAGGUUGCAUGGCAGAAGUGUCAGGAGUACCAAUCUAAGUUCUUCAUGUGGUACUUUGUUACCCUUUUGUGCACACAGAGUAGGGCACAGCCCAUCUCUCCACCAGCGAAGCCCAUCAUGGUCGAGCUUCCCAUCUCUCCACCAGCGAAGCCCAUCGUGGUUGAGUCGCCGAUCCCUCCACCACUGAAGCCCGUUGUGGUUGAGCUGCCCAUUUCUCCACCAGUGAAGCCCAUUGUGGUUGAGCUGCCCAUCUCUCCACCAGUGAAACCUAUCAUGGUUGAGCAGCCCGUCUCUCCACCCGUGAAGCCCAUCGUGGUCGAGCUUCCCAUCUCUCCACCAGUGAAGCCCAUCGUUGUUGAGCCAACGAUCUCUCCUCCAGUGAAGCCAAUCUUGGUUGAGGAGCCCAUCUCUCGACCAGUGAAGCCCAUCGUGGUGGAGCUGUCCAACUCUCCAGCAGUGAAACCCUUCGUGGUUGAGCUGCCCAUUUAUCCACCAUUGAAGCCCAUCAUGGUUGAGCUGCCCAUCUCUCCACCAGUGAAACCCAUCAUGGUUGAGCCGCCUACCUCUCCACCAGUGAAGCCUGUCGUGGUUGAACGGCCCUUCUCUCCACCAGUGGAGCCCAUCAUGGUUGAGCUGCCCAUCUCUCCACCAGUGAAGCCUGUUGUGGUUGAGCUGCCCAUCUCUCCACCAGUGAAACCCAUCAUGUUUGAGCUGCCGAUCGCUCCAGUGGAAGCUGAGUCUCUUCAGAGAUUUGAGCCACUGAAGGCUCUGACACAGCGUCAUAAAAAAAGAAAGAAAGACAUGGAAACUUCAGUUCCACAGGCCAGAACUACUCUUCCUCCUCCCUCCCUAUCGGAUUAUUCCCCACCACCUACAACUCAGAGAUGUCAAAGGGCCCAGGAUUUAUUCCCUCCACCUCCAGUGGAGUACAUCGUGGUUGAGGAGCCCAUCUCUCGACCAGUGAAGCCCAUUGUGGUUGAGCUGCCCAUCUCUCCACCACCUAAUCCCAUUGUGGUUGAACGGACCAUCUCUCCACCAGUGAAGCCCAUCGUGGUCGACCAUCCCAUAUCUCCACUAGUGAAGCCCAUAAUGGUUGAGCUGCCAAUCUCUCCACCAGUGAAGCUCACAGUGGUUGAGCUGCCCAUCUUUCCACCAGUGAAGCCUGUUGUGGUUGAGCUGCCCAUCUCUCCACCAGUGAAGCACGUCAUGUUUGAGCUGCCGAUCGCUCCAGUGGAAGCUGAGUCGCUUCAGAGAUUUAAGCCAAUGAAGGGUCUGACACAGCGACAUAAAAAAAGAAAGAAAGACAUGGAAACUUCAGUUCCACAGGCAAGAACUACUCUUCCUCCUCCCUCCCUAUUGGAUUAUUUCACUCCACCUACAACUCAGAGAUGUCAAAGGGCCCAGGAUUUCUUCCCUCCACCUCCAGUGGAGUCCAUCGUGGUUGAGGAGCCCAUCUCUCGACCAGUGAAGCCAAUCGUGGUGGAGCUGCCCAUCUCUCCACCAGUGGAGCCCAUUGUGGUUGAGCUGCCCAUCUCCCCACCACCUAAUCCCAUUGUGAUUGAACGGCCCAUCUCUCCACCAGUGGAGCCCAUUGUGGUUGAGCUGCCCAUCUCUCCACCAGUGAAGCCCAUCGUGAUGGAGCUGCCCAACUCUACACCAGUGAAACCCAUCAAGGUUGAUCUGCCCAUCUCUCCACCAGUGAAACCCAUCAUGGUUGAGCUGCCCAUCUCUCCACCAGUGAAACCCAUCAUGGUUGAGCUGCCCUUCUCUCCACCAGUGAAGCCCAUCGUGGUUGAGCUGCCUAUCUCUCCACCAGUGGAGCCCAUCGCUGUUGAGCUGCCCAUCUCUCCACCAGUGAAGCCUGUUGUGGUUGAGCUGCCCAUCUCUCCACCAGUGAAACCCAUCAUGGUUGAGCUGCCCAUCUCUCCACCAGUGAAGCACGUCAUGUUUGAAUUGUCGAUUGCUCCAGUGGAAACUGAGUCGCUUCAGAGUUUUGAGGGUCAGACACAGCGACAUAAAAAAAGAAAGAAAGACAUGGAAACUUCAGUUCCACAGGCCAGAACUACUCUUCCUCCUCCCUCCCUAUCAGAUUAUUCCCCACCACCUACAACUCAGAGAUGUCAAAGGGCCCAGAAUUUCUUCCCUCCACCUCCAGUGGAGCCCAUCGGGGUUGAGGAGCACAUCUCUCCACCAGUUAAUCUCAUCGUGAUGGAGCUGCCCAACUCUCCACCAGUGAAGUCCAUUGUGGUUGAGCUGCCCAACUCUCCACCAGUGGAGCCCAUUGUGGUUGAGCUGCCCAUCUCUCCACCAGUGAAUCCCAUUUUUGUUGAGCUGCCCAUUUCUCCACUUGUGAAGCCCAUUGUGGUUGAGCUGCCCAUCUCUCCACCAGUGGAGCCCAUUGUGGUUGAGCUGCCCAUCUCUCCACCAGUGAAUCCCAUUUUUGUUGAGCUGCCCAUUUCUCCACCAGUGAAGCCCAUUGUGGUUGAGCUGCCCAACUCUCCACCAGUGAAGCCCAUUGUGGUUGAGCUGCCCAUCUCUCCACCAGUGGAGCCCAUUGUGGUUGAGCUGCCCAUCUCUCCACCAGUGAAUCCCAUUUUUGUUGAGCUGCCCAUUUCUCCACCUGUGAAGCCCAUCAUGGUUGAGCUGCCCACCUCUCCACCAGUGAAACCCGUCGUGGUUGAACGGCCCAUCUCUCCACCAGUGAAGCCUAUCUUGGUCGACCAUCCCAUCUCUCCACCAGUGAACCAACAGGAUCAACCUGGUCAAGGGGCCAACUGGGAAAUAGAGGCUGGUUCUUCUCAGAUUGUCGAUGCUCCUGUCCAUCUCCUCUUCCCUGCUUCCUCUGAUCUCCCUCAGCAGAUCCCACAGGAGCAGCCUGGAGUCCUCACAGCAUUCCCUGGUCCUCUUGCAAACAUUGGGACUCUUGAGGAGAUGAUUGAGGUUGCAUGGCAGAAGUGUCAGGAGUACCAAUCUAAGUUCUUCAUGUGGUACUUGUUUACCCUUUUGUGCACACAGAGUAGGGCACAGCCCAUCUUUCCUCCAGUGAAACCAAUUGUGGUCGAGCGUCCCAUCUCUCCACCAGUGGAGCCCAUCGUGGUUGAACUCCCCAUCUUUCCACCAGUGAAGCAUGUUGUCGUUGAGCUGCCCAUCUCUCCACCAGUGAAACCCAUCAUGGUUGAGCUGCCCAUCUCUCCACCAGUGAAGCACGUCAUGUUUGAGCCGCCGAUCGCUCCAGUGGAAGCUGAGUCACUUCAGAGAUUUGAGUUUGCCCCACCACAGUUGAAAAAUAAGCCACGGAACGGUCUGACACAACGACAGAAAAAAAGACAGAAAGACAUGGAAACUUCAGUUCUACAGGCCAGAACUAGUCUGGCUCCUCCAUGCCUAUCAGAUUAUUUCCCUCCACCUACACCACAGAGAUGCCAAAGGGCCCAGGAUUUCUUCCCUCCACCUCCAGUGGAGUCCAUCGUGGUUGAGGAGCCCAUCUCUCCACCAGGGAAACCCAUCAUGGUUGAGCUGCCCAUCUCUCCACCAGUGAAGCACGUCAUGGUUGAGCUGCCGAUCGCUCCAGUGGAAGCUGAGUCGCUUCAGAGAUUUGAGUAUGCCCUACAACCGCGGGAAAAUAAGCCACGGAAGGGUCUGACACAGCAGCAUAAAAAAAGAAAGAAAGACAUGGAAACUUCAGUUCCACAGGCCAGAACUACCCUGCCUCCUCCCUCCCUAUUGGAUUAUUUCCCUCCACCUACAACUCAGAGAUGUCAAAGGGCCCAGAAUUUUUCCCCUCCACCCCCAGUUGGGCCCAUCUUGGUAGAGGAGCCCAUCUCUCCACCAGCAAAUCCCAUCGUGAUGGAGCUGCCCAUCUCUCCACCAGUGAAGCCCAUCGUGUUUGAUUUGCACAUCUGUUCAGUGGAAGCUGAGUCUCUUCAGAGAUUUGAGAAAAAGAAGAUGCUGAAGGGUCUGACACAGCGACAUAAAAAAAUACUAAAAAACAUGGAAAUGCCAGUUCCAAAGGGCAGAACUACUCCACCUCCUCCCUGCCUUUCGGAUUUUUUCCCUCCACCACAGGGAUGUCAAGGGGCACAGGAUUUCUUCAAUUCACCUCCACUACAGGGUUGCCAAAGGGCCCAAAAUGGAGUUAACCCAUGUUCAAUGAGAGCAGUAACAGGUGCUCCAAUGAGCAAAUAUCCAGGUUAUCCAUGUACAACUACCAAAGCUGGGCCUGGAAUAUCAGACGCUGCCCUGGCUCACAUGCUCAGACCUCUCUCACCGAUGUUGGCGCUGGAAGAUGAUGGUGGAUGGGAUUCUGCUGGGGAUCACAUGUUCACCCCUGGGACUCCCUUCUACAUGGGUUGACUCUUCCGCUGGACCUUUGAAGCCCUUUAAAGCUAUUUUGCCCGAAGAAAAGGACACAGUGGAGCAUAGCAUUUUUCUUUUAAAAAUAAACUCAAGCAUGGUCUUAAAAUACUUAUAAUAAAAUCCAAUGAGACCAAG